AUGCCUUACAGCUCUAAAAAGAACACUUAUAUUCGCGGCCGACAGCUGCAGCUCCUCUACGUGCUGCACAAAGAUAUUCCAUAUCCCUACGCAGACCAGAUCACCAGUGAAGACAUUGCCCUGGCUAAUGCGCUUGAGCCCUGCUGGACGCACAGCCUCGCCUCGCCUAAAUAUGUUCUCACCUAUCCCUGGGAGUGGGUUACAAAGAAGGGAUCUCUUGCUGCUAUGCUUCACAGCUUCCAUAUAAAAGCCAAGGAGCUGCUCGAUACUCAGCCGCUGCUUAAUGAAUCGGAUGGCGAGGUGAAACUAGACGUACACGAUGCGAUAUAA
Molecule: messenger RNA, 330 nt
Organism: Fusarium proliferatum ET1
Lineage: Eukaryota; Fungi; Ascomycota; Sordariomycetes; Hypocreales; Nectriaceae
Exons: 1
Coding region: 1-330 (109 amino acids)
Source: RefSeq, a predicted model, not a curated record